This is a messenger RNA of Drosophila elegans, 8703 nucleotides long. Its product is annotated as microtubule-associated protein futsch. Gene Ontology annotation, cellular component: transcription factor TFIIIC complex. Gene Ontology annotation, biological process: transcription by RNA polymerase III. The transcript has 11 exons. Gene Ontology annotation, molecular function: protein binding. The record is from RefSeq and is a predicted model, not a curated record. Bases 287 to 8431 code for a protein of 2714 amino acids. Lineage: Eukaryota; Metazoa; Arthropoda; Insecta; Diptera; Drosophilidae.
CACACUAGUGUUCGAGUUGCACAUGCUUGGUCUUUUUGAUAAUUUAAAAGUGAAAAAAGGCUAGACAAUGGUCGAAAAUAAAGUAAAACAGUGUUUGUGAAGCGUAUAAAGCCAGGAAAAGCGAGCUUUAGCCGAUUUUCUAGACCUGGCUGUUGUCGGAUGACUAAAAAAUCAAACCAACGAUAGGCGUGCAACAAAAACGAGUGCGAAAGAAUUUCGGAUUUCUGUCGUCAUUUAUAUUGAAAAACUGUUGCGAUUUUGAGGGAAGCUUCUUUGAAUAGUGGUAAUGGAUGAUCCCGGGAGGCAGGUCAUUAUGGGUCCACCGGCGGCAGUGGCCACCGCUUCCAAUCAACCCGGUCCUGGCAAUCCCAGCAGUGCCCCUCCCCCACAAGUGACCAAAGGCGCACCUCCGCCCAAGCGGAUAAUUAAAAAGGUUCAGCUGGAUUUCAACAAGCUUAAGGAAGCGGGACUGGACAGGCAACUGGCCGAGGUCCUGAGAAAUCAAAAACUUGGAGCCCGGAAGGUGGAGACCCCUUCAUCCAGCAUUCCUUCGCCCUCUGCCGCUGCGCAGUCGACGUCGAAUGCAGCAGAGUGCAAAUUGCAUCAGUCACAACAACAAUUUCGUCAGCCUGGUAAUUCAACACCGCAGCCCUUGGUGAAGCGAUUUAUGAUUUCGGAGUUUAUAGAAAAGACGGUGCCCAUACAGACGUCACCAAACCCAACAGUGUACAACACGACAAAUGCCAAUCGUUCAAUGCACGUCAAGACGUUGUUAAAAAACAGGAUACUUAACAAGAACAUGACCACCAACUCGCAGCCUCAGCAGAUGGCAACAACAUCCCAGGCGGCGUCGCUAUCCUCUGCCCAGGGUUCAGCUUCUCGGGCUGCAGCUCCUCCUGCAGCCUUCUCCAUGCCCAUUGCCAAGGCGGACUUGACCAUCCGCCCAAAGCAGCAACCACUGCUGCUCAAUCUUGUGAAUCAACUGCCCAAACAUCGAGCCAUGUGCGGACCGAGUAACAAGUCGUUGAUGAAGCAGCAGCAUACUCCUGGGCAGCAAAUUUCACCAAAUCCACAGAGAAUAGCAGCACAGCAACCCAUACAGAUUUCCACACAACUCCAGCCACAACAUCCGUUUCAGCCAGCUCCAGAAGUUCCUGUUGAUCAAUCAGUUUCAGUGGUGUCCCCAAGACUCCACAAGAGCCCCUCGCCGCCACUUAUUGUUCUGGAGAACAAGGUGUUGGCACCCAACGAGAAGAUCGAUUUAAGUGGACUGCGUCUGCCAAAUGCUCCGGUGCCCACAACUCUGUCACAGGCAAAACCUUCAGAGACCAACGUUCAAACCAGUCUUCAAUCCAAGAUUAUUAAAGGCAAGGUUAUUAUGAACGUCAACAAGUUCAAGGUCUCGCGGGAAAAGCUGGCCGAGAUGGCCAAAGAGAUUCGGCAACAGGCGAAUCAGGUGAAACUCCCUGCAACACCGGAACCAGCUUCCUCAAAGGGCAUUAAUUCAACCACUGAAAGGCCAUUCACUAUCACGUCAAUUCUUCAACGAAAUAAGACGCCCCUUUUUACUCCAGCAACGCUUGAAGAAAAUAACGAUCCUUUAAGCAAUUCAAUGCUUAAAGCAAACAAUUUGCCAAUAAGCAAUCCAUUGCUUAAAGCAAACAAUUUGGAAUCUGGAAAGACAAAGGAGUAUACUGGCGAGGUGGAGGCAGAACCAAGCCCUCUUGAACUUCCGUUGUAUAUUCCAUCAACUCUUGAGGUAAAACUAUUGCCUCAAACAGUAUCCAAGGCAUCAAGUACUCUUCCUGCUACUACGGAACCAAAGGAAUGUUGUAAAAAGGUCACCACGAAAUCAAGCCCUCCCAAACACUCGGGAUAUAUUUCUUCAACUUCAGAAAGGGAAGGAGGGCUGCAAGAACCAAACCCUCUUGAUUUUCCUGUCUAUAUUCCCUCAACUGAGCAGCUUACACAGUUGCCUGGAACUAUGACUACAGAAUCAUCUUCUGAUCUGCAUGUACCUAUUCCAGCAACUGAAGAAAUGAAUGCAGGAUUAAGCAGACCUGCAUAUACUCCACUAUCUCCGGAAAAAAUAAGUUUGCCUGAAGGUGUAACAACAGCAUCCAAAGCUGCUGACUUGUCUAAACCAGAAGUUUACCAUGAGGAAGUGACUAAAGAAUCAAGAUUCAUUGACUUGCCUAACUGUAUUCCUUCAACUUGCGAAACCACGGAGUUUCCUAUUAAAGAAGCUGCAAGUCCAACACAGCCUGAGUUAAUUUUAAAACUGAAUGAAUUUUCGGAAAAGUCUAGCACGGAAUCAAGCUGCUUGGCAUCUACAGGGAUCAAAUCACCAGUAAAGAAGGUUCAAACUGCAGUAGAUUUCAUAGCCCAACUAGCGGCUGAAAAUCCGCUAGACGAAAGCGCCUUCAUGGAUCUCUCGCCGGAAGAACAAAGACUAAACGCCCUUUUUGGAGGCGGUGAAUAUAUGGGUACGUCGCCAGUCAAUGAACCUGCGCAGCCCGAGGAGGAGUUGCCCAUUGGAAAGAUUGUCCAAAUGGACAACAUGAAUAUACUGCACGCCACUUUGGAUGUACACAGCGAUAGUACAAACGUACUUCGGAUAAGCCCCAAUGCUUUGAGGCUGCAAAGCAGUGAGUCUAUUGUGGAAACGUCAUUGGUUGAUACUGAAGGAGUGUCAGAUUCAGUUGUGGAGGAGAAGAAAAAACAAGUCAACUUGCCGGAGCCACCUGCUGAGGUCGCUACUAAGCCAAGUGUGGUGAAAUCUUUGGUGUUUGAAACUUUAGAAACUCCAAAGAAAGAACCACAAGAAGAUGCUUGCAGUACAGAAAUAAACACAACUAAUUUGGAAAACGAUCAUAAUCCUAAGCUAAACAAAUCAGAAGUGCCUUUGGAAGAGAUCAAGCCAGUGUCUGAUACAGAGCCUGUACAGGAGGUAAAUCCUCCCGUAAAAAAGACAACUAUCAGAUCGAAGAAGGCUAAAAUCAAUUUAGUGCAACGCACUAAAAGGCCAAGCAUCCCCAAGGCAAUUGAGGCAAAGAAAACCAAGCUAGAUUUUGAGGAGGGAGAAGAGGAGGCGAUGGCUAUCGAUCACAGCUUGCUGGAGGACCGAUACGGAGUUGCAGGAGUCGAGGUGCCAGCAGAUGAGAAGCAGAAUGAAGAAGAUGCCAGAGAGUCCAGAGAAGAAGACACCAGUAAAGAAACUAGUCCACUUCAAGAUGACCCAGCAAAAAUGUCAGUCGAACAAGAGACAUUCGAUAAAACUAAAACAAAUCCCCCGGAAGAACAUCAAGUUGCAACCAAAUCUUCAACAGAACGCGAUCUAACCCAACUGUACCAUCCACCGAAAAUGCCCAAAAAUAAGCCCAGUCAGAAAAACAGUGCUCAGGAGAUCUUGGACGAUUCACAACCCACAACAACGAGUAGUAAUGUCUCCCUCAUAGAAAUCCUUUCCCAGGAUGCUCCACCGCCUCAGGGAGAAGCUCAGUUACCAUUUCGCAAGAAGUCUAUAGAGCUUGAUCCAUGUGUACCAAGCACGUCGGAUGUCACAGGAAUUCAGGAUUUAAUUGGGCACUUGACUGCCGAAAAAGUGACACCACAAAUCAAAAAGCUGUCGCCAACGCCGAAAGCAGAGGAACCAUCGAAACCUAUGACCCGCAAGAAACUUGUAAAAACGAGACCGGUUCUCAGCAAGAGAUCCGCGAAAUCCGGUCAGAAGGCUUCACAAGAAAAGCCAAACCAUUUUGAAUUCCUCCAUCCAGUCAGUGCAAAUGUUGGAGGUCGCAUUCCCACAUCCAGCACUAGUGAUGAUGAUGGCUCCAUAUUUUUGGGCUUCGAUAACAAGGCGGAGAAUCGUUCUAAAACUCCAGUAAGAAGCAACCGAGUGAGACAAAUGAAGAUCAACGAAACGGACAUAAGCGAUGACGCAACUCCGGAUUACGACGAGACCGAGGAGGAGCAGCAGCCUACAAAAAAGCAGACAUCAGAGAAGAACUCUAUCAGUAAAAAAAAGGUUGUGGGAGCUUUUUUGGACGAUUCAGAUAGCAGUAAUGGAGGCCCCACCAGUCCAAUGGACUUUGGGGACAACGUAUCGAUUGAUGAAGACAGAGCGUCUGAAGUUUACCCGCAAAGGGAAGCAACUAAUUGGGAAAAUCUUGUAAAUGAAACUGAAUAUGUUGUUAGUAAAGAGAAAGUAGCCACGGAAGAGAAACAGGAUUGUCUUACAGAAACAUCAGAUGAAGCGGAUAAAUCUUCAGUAGUUUGUUUGACUAUUAAGGAUCCACCUGAAAUUCAAGUAGAAACACAAUUGGAUGCUGCUGAUGAGCACAAAGAUCAAAAAUCUAACAAUUUUAUAGAGGAAAAACAGCUAAAAUCUGUGAUAAAUGAACAUUAUUCAACAAUAUCUGACAGUAAAUCAAGAAAAAGCAGGAGAAAGUCAAACAAAGCAAGUGCACUUUCUGUCAAAGAUACUUCAAAUGAACCUUCUACAAGUAAGGAUAGUUUAACGAAUAUAAGACCCAAACGGCAGACAAGAGAUCGUUCAAAAACACCUGGAUCUUUGGAUGUUUCAGAACUAAAGGGAAUCAUAGAAAAGGGUACUGCUCGUGAGAAAGCGACUGAGGAAGCUCAGGAAGAGGUUAAAGAUGCUGAGUAUGCCAAUUUACCAUUAAAGACAGCAGAAAACACGAUUUCAGAGGAAAAUCAGGAAGAAGAAAAAAGUGCUGAGGAUCCAGGUUUAUCUGCGAAGUCAAGGGGAAAACGAAAACCUCGGAGUUUAACUAAAGUCACUCCUGCAACACAACUAGACGUGGUUAAAAAUUCCGAAUUAAAAACGGAGAGUAUAGGUUCUAAAGAACCGGAGGAAGCUUUACCCUUAAUGACAGCAGAAAAUACAAAUUCAGUGGAAAAGAUGGAAAAGCAAAUAUCCGUUGAGGAGCCAGUGACAUCUAUUAAAUCAAAAAGAAACCGAAAGUCGCGUUGUACCUCACCAAAAAUUAAAGUCCCACCUGUUGUUCAAGAUGAGGUGGCCACAAAUCAGGAAGAAACAUCAACAGCUAUCACAGCUGCAAAGGAACCUUUUGUAAAUACAGGAAAUGAAGAAAUUAAUGUUCCUGGAGAAUCUUAUGAUGCUGAAGCCUCUGUAAAACCAAAAGAAAAAAGGCAGUCCCGAUAUAGUAGGAUUAAAACCGUUUCAAUAACUCCCGCGGCUUCUGAACCUGAAAAAGUAGCCAAUCCUGUGAUAACCACUCUUACUGAGGAUUCAAGGGAAGAGAAUUCUUCAGAGAAUGCAACCGAAGCUACCAAUUCCAAAGGGAAACGCAUAUCUCGGAGUAAAACGCCAAUAAUAUUAGUUUCACAAGAGAAAGGAGAAGAGGUUAAUUUAUCCGAGGAGCCGAAUCAAACAACUAGUACUGUAAAAACUAUGAAAACACGACAAUCUCGAAAUAAUACAGCUAAUAAAGUAAUAGUUCCAACAGUUAAUCUAAUUGAACAGACUCCAAACCCAGAGAUAAAUUCAGAAGAACCAGAGAUGAACCCUGAAUCUGUUAAAGAAGAAAAUCAACCGAAGGAACCGAUAAAACCUAAAAGAUCAAGAGGAAAACGACAAGCUCUAUGUACUUCCAAAUCGAAUUCAACAGCUUCUCAAGAUACUGCGUUUGAAAUGCCAUCGAUAACCUCAGAAGAACCUCAGCCUGUAGAAGUAGAUUCUGUGGUGGCACGGGUCAAACGGAAGACUCCAUCUCGUUUAGGUUCAGUUCCACCGGAUAGCACCCCCAAAGAUAAAGAACCUGCACCCAUAACAAGCAGAAGAAGUAAUGCAGCGGAAGUAUCUACUCCAAAGACGCGUAAGAGUCGGUCCACAAAUUUCAGUGAGACGAUUUCAUCGAAACCUGAAGAGCCUAAAGUCCCAGCAAAAAGGGGAAGAAAGCGAGCGGCUCCUGUCGAAACGGAAGCCGAUUCGGCCAAAAAACUAAAGAUUGAGGAGAGUUCGGAAACGGUUAGUAUAGUUGACUUCAAUCUAAGGCUGCUGCUCAUUCGAAAGCGGGAACAAUUGGACACCGAAGAGGAUGUUACUGAAAAUGGAAAGGGUGAAGGUCCGCUGCAAUGUGGCUUGUGUAUGAUGCGUUGCGAUAAGAAAAAUUGGCAAAGCCAUCUGGGAGAGCACUAUGGAGUGGGUUGGACGGUUGGAGACACACCCAAGAAAAUCACGCGCGCCUCGGUGAUGACAAUGAUGAAAAACCAUCUCCAAAACAGCGCCGAGAAGCUAACAUGUCGCCUCUGCAAUCACCAAUUGGGCACUCCUCUGGGCAUGUUGCUUCACCUGGAGGGCUGUGGCAAUAAACAGCGAAUUGCGUGCGACUUCUGCAACCGCUCCUACACUAAACUCUCGCUCCCGGGACACAUAAGAACCUGUCCAAAGCGUCAGGUACAUCAGAACGAGGAUGAUCAGGAGCCUGCGGAUGGAGUUGUCGCUGAAACGGUGUACAGCAAUGCGGGCCGUGCCAAACGGAAGUCCACAAUCAAGGCUGAAACGAAAUUGAAGAAAAUAGGAGAGGAACUGACUUCAAAAAAGGCGUCAGACGAGACUUCCGCCAAACACGACUUCGAUGGCGAUUCAUCCGACUACGACAUGGCCAAAGACAAUGAGUCGUCCGAGGAAUAUGAUUCGGAAGGAGCCGAUUCCAACGAGGAUGCCCCAAGCACCGAAGAUGAGGACAGCCUUGCUGGUAAUAAACGAAACGAAAAGGGACAUGUUAACAGGAAAAGGAAAAUAAAACGGGCGGUAAAUACGGGGGAGUGUCAGCAGAAACCUUUACUUUCACGAUAUCACCACUUGGAGGCAAGGGCAACCCACAAAUGGAAGGAAUUCAUACAACGAAAUUAUAAAGCAGGCCCCUUGUUUAGCCAGUUCCUGCCCAGCUAUUCGAAGGUUUCUCCAGAGGAAGCUAGUUUUUUGUUGCCCUCCAAGGAGACAACAUCCAUACGUUAUGCUUAUGGUAAGGUUAGCAAAGAAGACGACUGGAAACAGCUUGCACCCUUAGAGGGUUUCAACAAAAAAGGUGAAUAUGUGGGCUAUCUUGGCAGGCCUAUUAAGCAACUCGCCUGGGUCCCUCUGCCCCCGAAAAUUACGGAUCAGUAUUUAUUAUGCAACCUGCGUCCGAAGAUGAAAACCUUUGCAAGACAUACACAACUGAGGGAUGAAGAAGCCCUCUUGAUGUUGCUGAAAUGUACGGUGUUAUCCGACAAUUCCGAUGACAAAUCGUGGGGUCUUCGUCCGGAGCUUCAUUACGGAAUUCGUGUGCCCAACGGGCCAGUUCAUAGUUUCUGUUUUUUGCCCAGCGGUGGCUAUGAUAAGUCAUCCAAUCGUUUAGGCCUUUUGGCUAUCGGCAGUUCUUUGAGUGAUGUCCACAUCUAUGCUCUGCCUUUGGAUCUGACGGAGGAAAAGAGUGCAGACGACAAUGUUAUCAUUCAAUUGGAAUCCUUGAUUACGCUCAGCUUGGAUGUCAACAAUCCUGUUCGGGAUCAGUGCACUAAAGUUUGCUGGUCACAGGCAUCAGGCCACAAUUUUUUAGCGACUGGCUAUGGCAAUGGCAACAUUGCCUUUUGGGACAUUGGUGAUACGGAUAACAUUAACUGCUUCAAUCGGAACAAUCAAACCUAUUUUAUGCCUCUGACUUACUUUUACAUAGGCGAACGAAAUGUGCAAUUUAUGGAUAUACAUUAUGAUAAAAAUGGACCACGUUGGCUUGCGGUUGGCACUUCCAUACGUCAAUUUAUUAUCUACGAUAUUGCGAAUUGGUCCCAACCCGUCAUACUGACUCAGGACACCAUCUGCACUCUAUAUAUGGCUAAUAUGACUUGGUCCCCUAUUUGUGAAACACUAGUCGUUAGCAGUUCACAUUUUAAUCGCACAAUAGCGGUUAGUCCAUCGGGUAUACAAUUCGAUCAUCGGACCCUCGAUGGAACCCUUACGACCACACGUGAAAUGCACACGAAUUGCCAGCAAAAUCACAUGGUGUUCGUGACGGACAACGGUGAUCUGGUAUUCCUGGAUGUGCGAGAUCUCAACUGUGGGCCCGCUCUGCUAAAGUCGGUGACCAACAGACGGGUCGUAUCCACAACUGAGUUGCAUCAUCUGGGCGCCAAUGCUCCGAAGGCUAAAGUUCCUAUUAACGCGGAUCAGUUUCUUCGCGACUAUGGAGUGCAAAUCAAUCCGCUGGUCCCCGCGCCCCAUAGAAAAAAAUCCUCUUACCUGGACGCCAAGCGUCGACCACAAAACGUACACACUUUGGCCCUAACCAGAUUCAAUUGCGUUCGAUGCAAUUGGAACUCGCCCGCCCACACUUGGGUGGCCAUGGGCGCUGAACAUGGACUGCUGCGGAUCCUUAAUUUCGAUCGAGAUAAAUUCUUCUAAAGGACAUCUCGGUGAUCUCUCUCUGGCAUCUAAAAAUCUUCUGAACAAGCAACAUCUGAGAUUAUAAAUUAUUGUUUUACCACAUAAGUUGAUUACUUUUAGGACUCGUCAUAGGACGGUUAUAAUUUAUAUAUAUUUGUUGUAAAAAUAUAUAUAUUAUAUAUAAUAUUUUAUAUGGAGUUAUCGUAGUUUAUAACGAAAUAUUCUUGCUUUGCAAAUAAAUAUUACUACUUGUAAUAUAAAUAAUCCAUUUUCUUUUGAAUGGUAAAAGU